Molecule: messenger RNA, 1293 nt
Organism: Sclerotinia borealis F-4128
Lineage: Eukaryota; Fungi; Ascomycota; Leotiomycetes; Helotiales; Sclerotiniaceae
Source: the annotation of a GenBank genome assembly
AUGUGUGGACGAUACGCUCUUCAUCUGCGGCCUUCAGAGGUUCGCCAAUAUCUCGAAAAUGAGAAUAUGCCAGUCGGGGAAGCUCCGGAUGAUGAGGGUGCAGGCGCGCCACGACAGAGUUACAAUUUUGCUCCUGGAUACCAUGGGAUUGUUUAUCGGGCUAAUGUACCUGAUUGGGGUGCAGGACCGAGACAACAUAAACAAGCUGGUGCUGAUGAGCAUGGGACCGAAGAUCGAUCUGCCACCGAGCUCGAAGCUGCCGAGCCGGAUGUGAUCGAACAAGAAAAGCGUGCGAAUGAGACAGUUCACUAUAAGCUACAGAGUAUGAAAUGGGGAUUGAUACCAUUUUGGACGAAGCGUAAUCCGGAUUAUGGAUCGAUGAUGAAGACUAUCAAUUGCCGUGAUGAUUCUUUGAUUGAGAAUAGAGGAAUGUGGAAUACGAUGAAGCAAAAGAAAAGGUGUAUUAUUAUUGCAGAGGGAUUCUAUGAGUGGCUGAAGAAUGGGAAAGAAAAAGUACCCCAUUACAUCAAGAGGAAAGAUGGACAACUGAUGUGUAUGGCGGGUCUGUGGGAUGUUGUUCAAUAUGAAGGUUCUGAUGAGAGACUCUAUACUUACACCAUCAUCACCACAAGUUCGAAUAAGCAGUUGAACUUCCUACAUGAUAGAAUGCCAGUUGUUCUCGACAAUGGCUCGGAGGAUCUUCGUACUUGGCUCGAUCCGAAAAGAUCAUCGUGGUCGAAAGAACUUCAGUCUCUUCUGAAGCCAUAUGAGGGAGAGUUGGAGAUCUAUCCAGUAAGUAAGGAAGUGGGGAAAGUGGGCAACGAUUCUCCCAAUUUCAUUGUCCCAGUGGCAAGCACCGAGAAUAAGUCCAAUAUUGCCAAUUUCUUUGCCAAAGGAGGGAAGGAUGAUGCAAAGGCGACAUCCAAACCAUCCAAUUCAGAUGCACCUCGGAAAAUCAAAGAGGAGAAACCAAAUCAUACACCAAUCAAAGAAGAGCACACAGAUACAGAUGAUCGCAAAACCAUUGAUCACGAUGGUUCCGAAGAUAACGCACCUUUACCUGUGCCCAAAACAGAGGACCAACAAGGGAUAAAACGCGAACUUGACGACGUUGAUGUCGAAGAACCGCCCAAAAAACAAAUACGGAUAUCUGCAAGUACACACAAAGAUUCUCCGUCUGUGGCGUCGACUCGGAAAACUAGAAGUGCUACGAGCAAUAAUUAUGGAAGUCCGAAGAAAUCAUCAGGUCAGGAAAAGGGAAGUCAAAAGAUUACGAAUUUCUUUAGCAAAUGA